Molecule: messenger RNA, 2857 nt
Organism: Ruditapes philippinarum (Manila clam)
Lineage: Eukaryota; Metazoa; Mollusca; Bivalvia; Venerida; Veneridae
Product: tyrosine-protein kinase Src42A-like
Exons: 8
Coding region: 383-1975 (530 amino acids)
Biological process (GO): protein phosphorylation; innate immune response; cell differentiation
Cellular component (GO): extrinsic component of cytoplasmic side of plasma membrane
Molecular function (GO): ATP binding; non-membrane spanning protein tyrosine kinase activity; signaling receptor binding
Source: RefSeq, a predicted model, not a curated record
CGUUACAAAUUUAGUACAGUUCCGGUUAAUGGGAUCAUGAAUAAUUUAGUUAAAAAAUAUGACAAUUAGCCCCUUUUUCUGCAUUUUGCAAGUUAAAAUUUGUGUGUUUGUGAAUUUAUUCACGAAGGAACUUUAAAAGUGUUUAAAAUCUUUUCUAAAGUACAACUGUUUCUCCUAUUCAUUGUCUAUAUCGCGAUAUUUCCUUCGAUUUUUUUGAUUUACACAAUGGCAUAAAAUUGAUUGGCUUAUUACUCAUCAAUUGAAAAAAAUAAUGUUAUUGGGAAAAAACAAACCUUUAUGAAAAUAUCUGCAGAAUUGUCACAGUUUUGCAUAGGGAAGCAUGUAACUUUUGUCUGCAAGGAAGUGUAAAGUAAGGUACAAAAUGGGUGGCUGUUUCAGCUGCCCCCAGAAAAACCCAGAACCAUCUGUUCCUAUGGUGGGAUUGAGUACAACUAGUACACCUCAGCAUAAUGCAUCAGAUGCCAAUGGUAGUGUUGCAAAUCCAAACCAGGUUGGGUUGAUGGUAGUGAGUACACCUCAACAACCUGGGAGUACCACAACUGUGCCAAUUAGUCCACCAAAGGUAGAAACAGGAGAUUUACCAAGAACUGCCCCAAAAAUAUUUGUUGCGCUAUAUGACUAUGAUGCUAGAACAGCAGAAGAUCUCAGUUUUAGAAAGGGAGAACAUUUAGAAAUUCAAACAGAUACAGAAGGUGAUUGGUGGUAUGCUAAAUCUUUGACAACCAAACUUGAAGGAUACAUCCCAUCCAAUUAUGUUGCCAAAUUAAAAAGUUUGGAGUCUGAGUCAUGGUACUUUGGUAAAAUAAAAAGAGUAGAAGCUGAAAAGAAAUUACUAUCACUAGAUAAUGAGCAUGGUGCUUUCUUGAUCAGAGACAGUGAAAGUCGACGCAAUGACUAUUCUUUGUCAGUGCGAGAUGGAGACACUGUAAAGCACUAUAGAAUAAGACAACUAGAUGAAGGAGGUUUCUUUAUAGCACGACGUAUAACAUUCAGAACAUUAGCUGAAUUAGUGGACCAUUAUAGUGCGGAUGCUGACGGCUUGUGCGUCAAUCUAAGACAAGCUUGCACGCAGGUUGAGAAGCCAAUGACUGUAGGAUUAUCAUACAAUACAAAGGACCAAUGGGAAAUUCCCAAAUCCUCACUGAAAUUACUACGUAAGAUUGGACAUGGUCAGUUUGGAGAGGUAUGGGAAGGUUUAUGGAACAACACAACACCAGUUGCAAUCAAAACACUCAAACCAGGUACUAUGGACCCAAAAGAUUUCCUGGCAGAAGCUCAGAUUAUGAAAAAGUUACGUCAUCAGAAAUUAAUCCAGCUGUAUGCUGUCUGCACCCAGGAUGAACCUAUUUAUAUCAUCACAGAGCUAAUGAGGCAUGGCAGUUUACUAGAAUAUCUUCAGGGUAAAGGAAGACCACUCAAACUUCCACAACUGAUAGAUAUAGGGGCACAGAUAGCAAGUGGAAUGGCGUACUUGGAGUCUCAGAACUACAUACAUCGUGACUUGGCAGCGAGGAACAUUCUUGUUGGUGAUGGUAACAAUGUUAAGAUAGCAGACUUCGGAUUGGCGAGAGUUAUCAAGGUGAAUGAGGAUGAAUAUGAGGCUAGAGUUGGAGCCAGAUUUCCUAUUAAAUGGACAGCUCCAGAGGCUGCUAGUUAUAAUAGAUUUACAAUCAAAUCAGAUGUAUGGUCGUUUGGUAUAUUGCUCACUGAAAUUGUCACAUAUGGCAGGAUUCCAUAUCCAGGUAUGACAAAUGCUGAGGUGUUGAACCAAGUAGAACAUGGCUACCGUAUGCCGUGUCCACAGGGGUGCCCCAAGCCGUUGUACGAGAUCAUGCUAGAGUGUUGGAAGAAAGAGGAAAUGGAGAGACCUACAUUUGAGACACUGCAGUGGAAGCUCGAGGAGUUCUUCACGCUUGAUGGAACAGACUACAAAGAGGCUUCGGGUGUACGAUAGUAACCCUGAAUAAAACUGUAAACCGUAUAUUUAUAUUUUGCAGGAAUUAUUUUGUGUGUUUUACUUGAAAAAGAAAUAGAAUAUUUCAUGGUAAUAUUUAGAUAUAUAAAUGGAAAAGUACAUUCGUAAAUGUACCAGUAUACUCAGUUAUAAAAAUGCUAAUGCUUAAAAUAGAUAAGAAGAAAAUAAAAAUGUAAAAUUUGUCUGAAAGAUUGUUAUUAACUACUUAAGUAAGUGAUAAGUUUAUAUAGGGUCGAAGGUCAUUGUAGUUAAUUGUCAUUUUUCUUAUUUACCUGGAAUUGGUAUUCUUCCUUGCUUGCUAUAAUUUGGGAUUUACAAACUUUUAGGAAUUUUCACAUUUUUGCUGAUUCUGUUUUUUAUGGCUUGUAAAACAUAGUUAUGUAUGCAGUUUAAUAACAUAUUGUUAUGAGUUAUAUUUAUAAUCACAUAAAAGAAAUAAUGGUUGUAUUUUGACAGAAAAAUAAUCAGAUUAUCAUAUCUAAUUUUUUUUUUAUCUUACAAAAUUUGAUAAGGUAAGGCACCAAUCCAAAAAAGGAUAUGCACUUAUUAUUCUUACAGGUAAUAAUGUGUUAAUGAUUUUUUUGUUGUAAGUUUUAUCUUUUUGUUCUUUGCUACAUAAAUGUUUCUAUAGUAACAUAUUUAGAGAGUUGUGGUGGGUUUACGGUUUUCGGGCAGAUUGCAAUUUCUUUCAUAAAGUUAUAGCUUUAUCAGGCAUCUUGACAUUGUAAUUAAAGUCAGUUAUAAACUGUAAUCAUGUACAAAUUUCUAAUAUAACAGUGCUUUUUAAAUGUUUCUCUUAAACUUUAUAAGAUGUGUAAACAGUUUAAUCUAUGGAAAAAGAGACUAUGGGAUUAAGAAAAG